GUUCAGAAGUAACAUGGAGCAGAUCACAGACUAUCUCUCCAGGUAUAAAAACUACAACUUUGCUGUUGGUUAUACAACUCCAGAACACAUCGAUUCACUCCAGAGCUUUGAAAUUCGAGAUAGUGACGUACUCCUCGUCACUUAUCCAAAGUCAGAAGUAACAUGGAGCAGAUCACAGACUAUCUCUCCAGGUAUAAAAACUACAACUUUGCUGUUGGUUAUACAACUCCAGAACACAUCGAUUCACUCCAGAGCUUUGAAAUUCGAGAUAGUGACGUACUCCUCGUCACUUAUCCAAAGUCAGGUACUAUAUGGACUCAACAGAUCAUCAUCUCCAUCUAUGAGUUAGACGGGGGUCUGUAUGAAUAUGCAAACAACUUGGAGCACAUGCCGUGGCUGGAGUACAGGGAGGGUCGAGGAGAUUACGCUCUACGACCCUCUCCACGGCUCUUACCUCACCUCACCCCGGCUCUCAUGCCUCCGGGACUAAAGGACAAGAAGGCAAAGAUUAUCUACGUGAUGCGGAAUCCAAAGGACAACAUUGUCUCCUAUUACCACUUCAGUAGAAACUGUGGUGACCUGGAAACUCCAAAGAGCUUCGAGGACUUCUUUGAGCAGUAUCUGACAGGCAACGUUGGAGCAUCAUCCUGGUUUGACCACAUCAGGGAGUGGCAUUCAAAGAGAGACCAGUACAACAUCCUCUUCCUCACCUAUGAGGACAUGAUUUUAGACCUGAAGGUGGCAGUAACUAAGAUCUGCACUUUCUUGGGGAAAAACCUGAAUGAAGCAGCCAUUGAGCAAGUUGUGGAAAAAGCUACAUUUAAGAACAUGAAGAAAGAUUCCAAAGCCAACUACGAGUUUCUGCCACAAGAUAAGGUGAAGAAAGACUAUAUGCGCAAAGGUAAGAUUGGUGACUGGAAGAACACCUUUACUGCCGCUCAGAGUCAAAGAAUGGAUCAACUCCUGCAGGAGAGACUUGGUGAUAUGUCUCUGAAGUUCAUCUGGGAAUAAGCAGAGUAGCCCCACCAACCUUAAGCUGUUUACAUUUAAUCCUGUAAGAUCCCUAAAAUGCAUUGACAUGGUCGGUCGUGCACUUCCAACAAUCUACAGUAGCUGUUCAUGUGUAAAUGGUGAAAAAUGAACAGACACGAGUACACACAGCUGGCCAAUCUCAUCUUUAUUGAAUGUCAAAAGGAGUUAAAUUGUCUUUCUUUACUUAUGGUGGAGGCUUGCUUUGGUCACUGGAGCAGUCUCCACAUUUCAGUUCUCU
This is a messenger RNA of Perca flavescens (yellow perch), 1270 nucleotides long. RefSeq names its product amine sulfotransferase-like. NCBI's taxonomy places the organism in Eukaryota, Metazoa, Chordata, Actinopteri, Perciformes, Percidae. The record is from RefSeq and is a predicted model, not a curated record. Gene Ontology annotation, molecular function: sulfotransferase activity.